AUGUCUAAAAUAAUUAAUAAAGGAGGUUUUAAACCCGGUAGUAUACAUAGGAUAGCGUUAGAAAAUUUUGUAACCUAUAAAGAGGUGGAACUUUAUCCCGGUAAAUCAUUGAAUUUAAUAAUUGGUCCUAAUGGAACUGGGAAAUCGACAUUUGUUUGUGCUAUAAUACUAGGACUCGGCGGAAAUCCUGGCGCUAUUGGUAGAUCUAAAAACUUGACAGAUUUUGUUAGGGAUGGCUGCGAUAGUGGGUUUAUAGAAAUUGAGUUAUAUAAUAAACCCAAUGAGAGAAAUAUUAUAAUAAAGAGGAUAUUGGAUAAAAGGAAAAAUUCCUCAAUAUGGAGUUUGGAUUACAAAACUGUGCCAGAGAAAAGAAUACAGGAAAUUGUUAAAUCAUUUAAUAUACAGGUUGAAAAUCUCUGUCAGUUGCUACCACAGGAUAAAGUCCAUGAUUUCUCCAAGUUGAAUCCCAAACAACUGUUGCAUAGUACAUUGACAGCUAUCGGGGACUUUGACAGUAUUAAAGAUUGGGACCAAUUGAUCAAACUGCAAGAUGAUCAGAAAGAAUUGACUUCGACACUCAAAAAUGGCCUAACUAAAUUAGAAGAGGAAAAGAGAAAAAAUCAUGGAUUAAAAGAAUUGAUUGAUGCUAUGAAUCAAAGGAAAGCUAUAGAAAAGGAAAUUGAGAUUUGUCAAAAGAAACUGCUGUGGGCCGAACACAAGGAAUUAAAUGACGCAGUGAUUGAGAUUAAGAGACAGCAAGUUAAUGCGAAGAGUGUUGUUGAGAAAAAUAAUAAAACCAUUGCACCUAUGAAACAUGAACUGGAUAAAGUUAAAGAAGAUAUUAGUGUAUUGGAGAGAGGGAAACGGACUAGUAUUGAAAGAAUUCGUGAUCACAAAGCUAAAUUGCAAGAAACUAUAUCGACUUUUGAAAUACACGAAUCAAGGUUCAACACUAUAGACGGAGAGUUUCAAGAGAAAUUGAACGCUCAUAGCAAUUUAGAAAGAGAUUUAAUGGAGGCUAGAAUUAAAGAGGAAAAACUACAUUUGGAUAAAAGAGCGUUGGAAGCGGACGGUGAAAAUGAACAGAGUUUGAUAAUGGAAUUAAAGAAGUUAGAAACAGAAAGGGCUACAAUAAAUAAAACGCUUGAAAGAUAUAAAAAUAGUAGAGCACAACAAUUAUAUCCAUUGGAAAAUGAAAUAAGAUCAUUUAGACAUAAGAUAAAUUCUUUGGAAAACGUUGAAAUGGGAUGUCUUGAUAAACUGAAAAUAAAACAUAGAGAUACAUAUAAAGCGUGGGACUGGCUGAAAGAGAAUAUGCAUAAGUUCAAACACCCUGUAUAUGGACCUAUGAUGCUUAACAUUAACUUCAAAGAACCGAAAUUCGCACGCUAUUUAGAAUCAACGGUGCCGGUGAGAGAUUUGAAAGCUUUUGUUUUUGAAUCAAAAGAUGACAUGAACAAGUUUAAUAAGAUAGUUCGAGAGGAAUUAAAAUUAAAACAAGUUAAUGCCGUGCAUAGUGAAGGAGGAAAUUUCAAUGUACGAUCAAUGGAUAUACGAAACUUGAGUUACUUGGGAUUCUACACAUGUAUUUUGGACACUAUUUCCGCUCCAACCGCCAUCUUGCGUUACUUGUGUUCCGUGUAUCGUAUUAAUGAUAUACCGAUAGGCAACAAACAUACAUUUGACAACGUCGAAAGAGUUCCAGAUAAUAUUAGAUUUUAUUUCACAGAAAAUUAUAGAAUUAGUACUCGCGUGUCUUUCUACAAGGUGAAGUCUACAACCACCAUAGAAAUAAAGGAUGCAGAUCUGUUAGCGGACAGUGUCGAUUAUAAACAAAUUGAUAUAUUGAAGACUCAGUUAUCUCAAGUACAAGAAAAGAAGAGUAAUUUGGAGAGUCAAUUUGAGGAGACGCUGAACGUAGAAGAAAAUAAAGUGAAAGAUAUUAUUGGGAAAACAAAGGAAAAGGCGGAUUUGUUAGAAAAGAUUAAAUCCAUAAAUCUACAAAUACACUUCCAAAAGCAAAAAGUACGUGCAUUAGAACGCGAACCGGCAAUAAAUAUAGAAGAAGAAGAAAAAAAGUGUAAAGAAAAUAAACAAGAUUGUGUUAACAAACAAUUUACGGCGCAGAAAGAAAUGUACAACAUAUUACAACAAGUACACGAACAAACGAUCAAUAUGGAGAAGAAUACGAUUCACUUAUCUAUACAUAGAAACGAAUUCCUUCAAAAGGAAGCCCAAUAUAGAAGAUUGACAAGUGACUUCGAAGCGGCCAAGAAACUCCUAGAAAACGUUAAAAACGAUUUAGAAAGAGCAACAACAGAAGCUAAUCAGAAAUUAGAACAGGCGAGAUUUAGCUGCGGUGGAAAAAAUAUAAACGAACGAGACUUUCCUUACAAGAACGAGUUCAAUGAACUACCCUCGGACAGAGAAGAAUUAGAAGUAUACAAGAACGAGAGGCUUGCCAAAAUAUCACUCAUGAACCAGGGUGAUAACCAGGUACUCAAAGAAUAUGAGGAAAGAAAAAGAAAUAUAGCGAAACUCAAACAGAAAUUGGAUUCAUCUACUGACAACAAGAAAAGGAUAAGAGAGGAAAUUAAAACUAUUACGUCAAGAUGGCUGCCACCGCUUGAAAGACUAGUGAAUGAGAUCAAAGAAAAUUUCUCAUCGAUGUUUCAGAAGUUGGGAUGUGCUGGGGACGUCGCGCUAUAUAAAGGAGAAAAUGAUGAGGAGUUUUCGUGUUACGGUCUAAACAUAAUGGUUAAGUUCCGCGCAGAAGAAAGUUUGAGGCAGCUCACAAGAGAUACACAAUCGGGCGGAGAGAGGGCGCUGUCAACGGCUUUAUAUCUACUUGCCUUACAAGCACGAGUCGCUGUACCAUUUAGAUGUGUGGAUGAAAUCAAUCAAGGAAUGGAUGCAAAGAAUGAAAGGGACAUGUUACAGUUACUGAUUAAGGCGACCACUGAAUCUGAUUCACAGUACUUCCUCCUCACACCAAAGUUGCUCCGAGAUCUUGAAUAUAAUGAAAAGACAACGAUCCAUACAGUAAUGAAUGGCCAUCACAUAAUGAAUUAUAGGAUGUGGGAUGUGAAGGAAUUCCUUCAGAACGCUAAAAGAAUCAACCAAAUAUGA
This is a messenger RNA of Danaus chrysippus (African queen), 3129 nucleotides long. Lineage: Eukaryota; Metazoa; Arthropoda; Insecta; Lepidoptera; Nymphalidae. The record is from the annotation of a GenBank genome assembly.